This is a messenger RNA of Hevea brasiliensis (rubber tree), 1902 nucleotides long. RefSeq names its product homeobox protein knotted-1-like 7. Gene Ontology annotation, molecular function: DNA binding. NCBI's taxonomy places the organism in Eukaryota, Viridiplantae, Streptophyta, Magnoliopsida, Malpighiales, Euphorbiaceae. Gene Ontology annotation, biological process: regulation of DNA-templated transcription. The record is from RefSeq and is a predicted model, not a curated record. The transcript is spliced from 6 exons. Bases 741 to 1646 code for a protein of 301 amino acids. Gene Ontology annotation, cellular component: nucleus.
GAUUGAUAAGUGGGAAGGGAAGGGGGUGCUUAUUGUUUAUGAAAAAAAGUAAUAAUUUUGAGUAUCCAAAUCAUUGCCUUGAACUUUUAGUUGAGGCAAACAAAUCUAAAUCUCCUGAUAAUCCAAGAUUGAUUACUACCAACUAAUCCAAUUCUCUUCUGAUAUUACCUAGACAUCAAUAAAACCCCACCUGAGGUUAUGUCAAAAGAAAUUCCAAGAAAUAGAUGAAUAAAAGGAAACAAAAAAGCAAUCUAAUUUGUCAGGCCACCAGAAGCAGCUUUAUCUGAUCUCUCUGUCUUUUUAAUGAUUCCAUAGCCCUUCUCUCUCCAAGAUUAUUUCACAAUAAAUCCAAGCUUCGAAAUAUAUAUAUUUUUCUUUCUUUCACACUCCUCCUCUUGCACCUGUUCCAUGCUUGUGCUUCUUUAUUGCUUUGUCUGUGUAUGUAAAACUUCUGCAACGUCUCAGCAGUGGUGCAGAAAGUUUUGUUUCAGAUCCCAUUAGACUGCCUCCGAUCUCCUAUCUCUCUCACUCUCUCUCUCUCUCUCUCUCUCUCUCUCUCUCUCUCUUACACCACUAACAAGAAAGCACUGUUCAUUAUAUCUCUCUCCCUUGCAUCACACAUUAAACACUGUAUCACUCUGAAAUACGAGUCUUUCUUGUGGUCCUAAAAACACUUUACAGUUACCUUUCGAUCUUCGCUCUCUUUGUAAUUUCCCCUUUUGUUUUGUCCUAACAGACAAAUGCAAGAACCAAACUUGGGUAUGAUGAGCAGUGGUAGCAGUAGGGCAAUUGGUGGUUUAAACAGUGUAGAAGUGUCUAUGUCUCCAACCGGAGACCAGACUCCCCAACUCAAGGCGGAAAUAGCUACCCAUCCUCUGUAUGAACAGCUACUAGCGGCCCAUGUGUCUUGUCUCCGCGUUGCUACACCGAUUGACCAGUUGCCUCUUAUUGAUGCUCAGUUAUCAGAGUCUCAGCAUCUUCUACGGUCUUAUGCUUCACACCAUAACCAAUAUGGCCGUUCUCUCUCUUCCCAUGAAAGGCAGGAUCUUGACAACUUUUUGGCACAGUAUUUGAUAGUAUUGUGUAGUUUCAAGGACCAACUUCAACAACAUGUCAGAGUCCACGCUGUUGAAGCAGUGAUGGCCUGCCGGGAAAUUGAAAACACUUUACAAGCUCUCACUGGAGUAAGUCUAUGCGAAGGCACAGGUGCAACAAUGUCUGAUGAUGAGGAUGAUCUGGAAAUGGAUCUCUCUUUAGAUCAAUCCAGUGGUGAUGGGCAUGACCUCAUGGGAUUUGGUCCUCUGCUUCCAACAGAAUCUGAAAGGUCUCUCAUGGAGAGAGUUCGGCAAGAAUUGAAGAUUGAAUUAAAGCAGGGUUUUAAAUCAAGAAUUGAAGAUGUCAGGGAGGAAAUAUUAAGAAAAAGAAGGGCUGGAAAACUUCCAGGUGAUACAACCAUAGUGCUGAAAAAUUGGUGGCAGCAACACUCUAAGUGGCCAUACCCAACAGAAGACGACAAGGCAAAACUUGUGGAGGAGACAGGCUUGCAACUAAAGCAGAUCAAUAACUGGUUCAUCAAUCAAAGGAAGCGAAACUGGCACAGCAAUUCUCAAUCUGUGACAUCUUUGAAGUCUAAGCGAAAAAGGUAGACAAAACCAUUUAUUUUGCUUCAGAUGAAGACUCCCAGCAAAGAAGAAGGAACUAGUUUUGUGUUGAUACAGUUGUGAUGUGAUCGUGGGGUAAAUAGUACUACUACUCGCUAACAACCAGGAGUGUAAUAGAUGAACUUGAUAUAGCUUACACAUAAGGUUGUAGAUUCUUAUCCAUAACAGGAUAAUGCUAUUCUCUGUAUCGUCUCCCUUUUCACUCUUUAGUGCUUCUGUAUAAUCUAUUCUCACACAUAUA